ACGCCGAAAAAACGAGACUUCAGCAGGAGAAUCUUUGGGCUUCUCGAUGUACUUCCAAUCAUAACUUGAGCAAAGUCACACAUAAAGGAUGACAAAGCUCCAGAUGAGCAUGCGGGUUCUUCGCCGCGCGCCGAGUCUUCGUCAAAGCUCUUCGCUCAGUGUACGAUGUCCCGUCGCAGAAACAGCAACUUCACAGCAUUCGCCCCGAGACGAAGCGAAUGAGCCGGUUCGACCCUUCGAGGAGAUCCCCGGCCCACAACCCUUGCCGAUCGUGGGGAAUAUAUGGAGAUACAUUCUACCGUUCGGUGGCUUCGAUAUCACUAAGAUGCACUUGAACGCCGCGAAAUUAAAGAGAGAGUUCGGUAAUUUGGUGCGAGAAAAAGUUGUCGCGGACCGGACUUUGGUGCACGUUUUCGAUCCACGCGACAUCGAGACAGUUUUCCGCAAUGAGGGCCGGUAUCCUACGAGACUGAGUCAUCGAGCACUGUUGAAGUACCGCGAGCAGAGACCAAACACCUACCGGAACGGAGGAGUAAUCCCGACGAAUGGAGCAGAAUGGGCAGAGCUGCGACAGAAGUUCCAGAUGCCCAUGCUCCGCAAAGAGAGUUUAGAACUUUAUCGAGACGGACUAUUCGACGUGGCGGAUGAUGUUCUGGAUAUCUGCCACGAGUUCGGCUCGAAGGCGGAGAAAGAUUUCGUGCCGACAUUGUACGUUUGGGCGCUUGAAGCAACAGGUCUACUUGCCCUCAACACCCGACUUGGAUGCGUGAAAGCACCUGAGGAUCCAUCGAGCCGUCAGCGGAGACUCAUCGAAGCGGCCGCUGAGACCAACAGGGUCAUAAUGCUGACCGAGAACGGGCUACCCUUCUGGCGGUACUGGGACACUCCAACUUACAAGAAGCUCGUGAGAGCUCAGGACACGAUGACAGUAAUUGUCAACCAGUACCUGGCGGAGAGUGAACCCGAAGCCGAUAGCGAUGAGUCCGCGACCGUACUCCAGCAAUUCCUUUCUAUGCCAGGAGACAAGCGCGAUGUGUAUACGAUGAUCACGGACAUCUUCAUGGCUGGAAUCGAUACGACUGCGUACGCCAUGACCUUCCUGCUGUAUCACCUGGCCGUGAACCCUGAGUGCCAGAAUCGACUCCGCGAGGAACUCCGAGCACUCUUCGAUCGGGUGGAGAAACCGACACUGAGAGACUUAGAUGCAUGCUCAUAUCUCAGAGCUUGCACCCGGGAGAGCCAUCGGCUCCUUCCUGUCGCUCUCGGAACCGGUCGAAUUCUUGAGAAUGAUAUCACUUUAUCCGGGUAUAACGUACCGGCAGGGACCAUGAUCGUCCUCCACAAUCAAACGACGUCGAGAGAUCCUGAGCACUUUGUGGAUCCCUCCGAGUUCCGGCCGGAGAGGUGGCUCCGGGUCGGAGGGAGCGAGGAGUGCCGUGGGAACCAUCCUUUCGCAUAUCUCCCCUUCGGUUACGGUCCGAGAAUGUGUAUCGGAAGAAGAUUCGCAGAUAACACGAUAAAUGUUCUCAUUUCAAAGAUGAUACUCGAAUUCUCUAUCGAAUAUCGUCAUCACACACCGAUGGACUGCUUCACUAAACUGAUCAACGUUCCGGAUCAGCCGCUGAAGCUGGCGUUCCUCAAAAAUAAAGACCUAAGUGCAAGAGUUCCGACACUCGCUCACACGGAGAUCGCCAUGCUCCGACCGAGGUCACCUUUCCUGGCGGGGCCGCUGGUCCGCUUGUCGGCGACAUCGUCGAACUCACCCCCGAUCGCCGAUUCACGGAGGGUCAAUGACAGCCCCGAGGAGCAUCUCUCACAAGGUCUGGCGAUGAUUGCUCGAGGGAUGUCCGAAGUCAGUCAGGCUCUAUUGAAGUAUGGCCUACCAGCGAGCUCGACAUCUCCAGCGUCGUCGUCGCCGCGAACCGUUCUGAGUAGAAUCGAUGAAAUUUCUCCGAAGGACUCCUUCGGCCUGAACAAUUUGUGCGUCGUUAUCGAAGGCCUCCGUCAGCUACUGGAAAUGACAAUCGAGUACAAUCUGAGACAAGCCGUAGGCACUGCAUCUCGGAAGGAACCGAUAAAAUCAAAUGAGAUUCUGGUGAAAGCAGUGAACGACACGAAACGAUUCGAGACGAUUUCCAUCAAGGACCCGGGUCUUGGAGCGGCUUCCAAAGCGAAGAAAGUCCCGGCGACGAGAUUCCGGAGAGCUCUGACCUACGGAGGACUUUUCGCCGGCCUCGGAGUCGGAACGGCGAGCGAGGUUGUGCGGAGACUGACAUCGAACGAUGAAGCUAAGAAACCUUUUCUGUUGAGUCAGGCCAACGCGAACCGCAUUGUGGAGACUCUCUGUCAGGUUCGGGGUGCCGCUCUGAAGAUCGGGCAGAUACUCAGCAUACAAGACAGUAAACUCGUACCGGAGGAGAUAUCUCAACUAUUCAUCCGGGUCCGAGACGCGGCUCAUUACAUGCCCAAAUGGCAACUCAACCAAGUUCUGACGCGCGAACUAGGAGAAAACUGGAGGGAGAGGUUCGACAGCUUCGAUGAGAUGCCUUUCGCAGCGGCGAGCAUCGGUCAAGUUCACCACGCAAGUUUCGAGGGUCGAGACGUUGCGAUCAAAGUGCAAUAUCCGGGAGUGGCGCAAGGAAUUAAUUCUGACAUCGACAAUCUCAUGAUGGUUCUCAAGGUUUGGGAUAUUCUGCCGCGGGGGUUCUUCAUCAACAAUCUCGUCGAAGUCGCUCGCAGAGAGCUCGCCUGGGAAGUUGAUUACCAGCGCGAAGCCGCGGCAUCGAAGCGAUUCAAAGAAUUGCUUCAACACGAAGAGGUCUUCAUGAUACCCGAGGUCGUCGAGUCUAUCACCACUAAGAGAGUGUUCGCGUCCGAAUACGUCAAGGGCGUCCUGCCCGUCGAUCGUUUGGAGAACGCGAGUCAGGGACUCCGGAAUUAUGUCGCGAAGAAUCUUCUGCGGCUGACUCUGGAAGAGAUUUUUGUUUAUCGAUUCAUGCAAACCGAUCCGAAUUGGUCGAAUUUCCUCUAUCAGCCUGAGACAGAGAAGAUCAUCCUUCUGGACUUCGGCGCAUCCCGAGGAUACGAUGUCGCCUUCAUCGACCUGUACAUGAAAAUCAUCGAUGCCGCAACACGCGGCGACGUCGACACCAUAGUGCGCCACUCCAAGGAAAUCGGAUUCCUCACGGGAGAAGAGGAGGAGCUCAUGAUCAAGGCUCAUUGCGACGCCGUGCUCAUCUUGGCUGAGGCUUUCACCGUGGACGAAUUCGACUUCGGACGUCGGGAGACCGAAGAGAAAGUUUCUCAACUAGUGCCCAUUAUGCUCAAGCAUCGGCUCAGUCCACCUCCGGAGGAGAUCUACUCGAUUCACAGGAAAUUGUCCGGGAUCUUCCUCCUCUGCGCGAAACUGAAGGCCAAGUUUGAUUGUCGUCAACUCUAUUUCGAUAUACUUGCGAAUCUGAAGCACAGACGGGAAGCCGUCGAGCCCAUACUCAGUCGUGAAUUGUGA
Molecule: messenger RNA, 3508 nt
Organism: Galendromus occidentalis (western predatory mite)
Lineage: Eukaryota; Metazoa; Arthropoda; Arachnida; Mesostigmata; Phytoseiidae
Gene: Coq8
Product: ubiquinone biosynthesis protein COQ8, mitochondrial
Exons: 10
Coding region: 89-3508 (1139 amino acids)
Biological process (GO): ubiquinone biosynthetic process
Molecular function (GO): oxidoreductase activity, acting on paired donors, with incorporation or reduction of molecular oxygen; iron ion binding; heme binding
Source: RefSeq, a predicted model, not a curated record